Messenger RNA from Trichogramma pretiosum, 2271 nucleotides. RefSeq names its product 3'-5' ssDNA/RNA exonuclease TatD. NCBI's taxonomy places the organism in Eukaryota, Metazoa, Arthropoda, Insecta, Hymenoptera, Trichogrammatidae. Bases 783 to 1712 code for a protein of 309 amino acids. The record is from RefSeq and is a predicted model, not a curated record. The transcript has 3 exons. Gene Ontology annotation, molecular function: single-stranded DNA 3'-5' DNA exonuclease activity. Gene Ontology annotation, cellular component: cytosol.
AUAUAGUUAAGCAGUUGGAAUAAUGGCAAUAAAUAUAUCUUCUCAUAAAUUUUUUCUUAAAUCUAGUUAAUUAUCAUCGGAGAGAAUAAACAAGUGAUUUCUUAGUUGAACAGUUUUUAUUACGCUCUAUAUGACUAUAUGGAUUAUGCGUCAGGUAGUCAUUGGUAAAAAUUCAUCUCUAAAUAGAUAUUCUAAUAUUCAAUUAUACGCGCAAGUCAUACGUAAAUAGAUAUUUUGAGUUGGCUGUGAUGUCUAACUCUGGACUCGAGGCCGGCGUUUUAAAUGAAUGAACAAUAUAAGCAGGCAACCAAGUUUUACUGAGGCGUCGACUGCUAGAGAAUUUCCACUGUUUAUUUUACUUCCGCGAAGGCUGAAGCUUUUCCGUUUCUGCCUAACGUUGCAUCAUCUAAGUGCGUCGUCUCACUUGUGGUUAUCGGGGAAAAAAUCGACAAACUAAGUUCAGAUUAUAUUUAUUAAGCAAGCACCGAAAUGAUGCUUUUUUUAAACCUCUGGUACACGUGACAGUAGCUUACGCCUAUAAUAUAUGUGUAGCAUACAUAUAAGUAUAACAAACCAAACGAAUGAAUCAAAGAUUUACAUAUCACCAAAUUGUAUGCUCACCGUUUAAGCUGCCACCACCGCCUCGACGCCUCCGCAAAUACUUUUUGCACCACUUGGUUUGCUACACUUUCACUUUCGUUAUUGUGUACAUUUUUUUCGCGAUUAUUAUUGAGAACACAUACGGGUUACGUUAGCUCGCCAAAUUUGUAAGAAGAUUCACAAUGUCUGAAGAUGCAAGUGGUUCAAAUAUUACUGAUUCAACACCCAGCAUGACUGAAUGUUAUGAAAAUUAUGUAUUAGUAGAUGUUGGUGCUAAUCUUACGAAUAAAAAGUAUAGCAGAGAUUUAGAUAGUGUUGUACAAAGAGCCAAAGAUGCUGGUGUACAAAAAAUUAUGGUUACUGGUGCUAGUAUCAGGUCAAGUAAAGAGGCAUUACGCUUGACCAGAAUUUAUCCUGGAAAUCUGUACUCCACUGCAGGAGUGCAUCCACAUGAUGCCAAAUCUUGGCAGGAUCCAGAAACAUUAGAAGAAUUAGAGACUAUUGCUAAAAAUCCUGAAUGUGUUGCUAUUGGAGAAUGUGGGUUGGAUUAUAAUAAGGAUUUUUCAGAACCAAUAAUCCAACGGUCUGUAUUUGAAAAACAAGUUGAGCUUGCAUGUACUUUGAAUAAACCCUUAGUUAUUCAUGAACGAGGAGCGCAAGCUGAUGUUUUAGAAAUUUUAAAUCGUCAUACUGAUCAAAUACCUCCGGUUCUCAUACAUUCAUUCAUUGGUACUGCAGAAGAAGCUCAAAUAUAUUUAAAUCAUGGCUAUUAUUUAGGCAUAACUGGUUAUGUGUGUAAAGACAAAUCUGAUAGUGGUGUGAGACAAUUGUUAGAAGGUGGUCAAAUAUCUUUAGAUAAAAUUCUCAUUGAAACUGAUGCACCUUUUAUGUAUCCUAAUACAAGAGCUAGCAAACUGCCUACUCAUGUAAAAGAUGCACUAACGGAACGUUCUACAACAUUUUUGCAACGUUAUUGUACUUUUCAAAGAAAUGAACCCUGUGCAUUACCAGCUAUAGUGGAAAUGGUUGCUGCAUUUAUGCACAAAACUCCUGAAGAAGUUGCACUUGCUACAGCCUUUAAUGCUCUCAAGAUUUUUGGUUUAAAUCAAUGAUUGUAAGUGAUAAAAUCUAUGACUAAAUUGUAAGCAAGUGGUGCUGAAAAAUAUAAUUGCUAAAAAAUUUGAAGAGCAAAAAAUGUCAAUUUAUAUUUUUUUAUUUCUAGAAUUUAUAUUGUCUUUUAUUGCAUCAUGUUCAAGUCCAUCAUAUCUUUAUCAUAAAUUUUUAUUUUAAAUCAUCAUUGAAAGUAAUUAUAUCAAAAUUGUAAUCAAAUUGUAAAAACGUUGUAAGAUAUAAAUGUUUAUAUUUUAUUGUUGACAUAUUGUAUAUUUUCAUAAGAAUAAAUUUAUAUGAAGCUAAUGCAGUGGAUUACCAUCAAAAUUUUUUAUCUCAGUUGAAAUUUUUAAACUUUUUUUGAUAUAUAAAAUAUAUUGUUUCAUCAAAAUAUUAUUUACAAUUCUUGUAUGAUUAAAAAAGUUCAUUAGUCACUCAAUUUAUAAACUUCACUCAAAAAUGGUUCUCAAAAUACAUACAGAAUAACAAUUUGUAAAAAUUUAACAUUUUUCUUAUAUAAUACUCUCAGUAUUUACAUAAAAUUUGAUAACAUAAAAGAUA